Molecule: messenger RNA, 2106 nt
Organism: Ixodes scapularis (black-legged tick)
Lineage: Eukaryota; Metazoa; Arthropoda; Arachnida; Ixodida; Ixodidae
Gene: AsnRS
Product: asparagine--tRNA ligase, cytoplasmic
Exons: 14
Coding region: 399-2060 (553 amino acids)
Biological process (GO): asparaginyl-tRNA aminoacylation
Cellular component (GO): cytoplasm
Molecular function (GO): ATP binding; asparagine-tRNA ligase activity; nucleic acid binding
Source: RefSeq, a predicted model, not a curated record
AGUUCCCAGAGUGCACUGCGUGGUAUUUCGCCGCGAUGGGGCGCGUCGGCUUUGGAAGAAGUCUAUUAAAGUAAAUGCUGAGUAAAUGCAUUACGUACUUUGUAAAACAUAAAUAGUAAAGUUUAAGUGCACGUAUAGUUUUCUUAGAUUAUUUCAGAAGUACAUCAUGCUUGUCAAGUUACGAAGAAACUGACUGCUACCGCCAGAUUGGAGUCCGGCCGCUUUAUUGGCUUUAUUGCCAAAAUUUACCAUACCUCCUGCAUGGCGUAGGGAUUUGUUCGAUUUGUUAUGCGGCUUGAUCGGCUUGAUUUCGGAGUGUGAGGCGUUGACGCGACUAUACGUAUUUUUUUGUGAGAAUUGAUCGAAGCACGGCCCCAUCGAAAACCAAAGGAAGAAACAUGACGGAAGGCCAACAACCGAGCUUGAAGGCGAUUUACACGUCGGAGGCGUCUGGCAACGACGAGUCCGGCGACGGAUCUGAGGAGCGUCCGGUGAGGACACUUCUGCAGGCAAUGAAGAUAGCGGGAAGUGAGCCUUUCCCCACGAUCUACGGAGACGGCAAAGACGACGAGCGAUGGACGGUGGUGUCCCAGUCGCAGAUCAAGAAGGUGAAGAAGAUUUGGGUGCGGGAGCAGUACAAGAGCGCCGACCGGGAGAAGAAGGAGGCGGACGACAGCGCCCGGCGGGAGAAGAACCUCGAGGAGGCCAAGAAGGUCGUCAUCCGCAUGGACCCCAGCCUGCCCGCACCUGUCCAGAUCAAGGUGCGGGACGCCUCGGCCCACCGGGGCAAGCGGGUGAAGCUGUUCGGCUGGGUGCACUUCCUGCGGCGCCAGGGGAGGUCCCUCAUGUUCCUGCUUGUGAGGGACGGCACGGGCUUCCUGCAGUGCGUCCUCAACGACGAGCUGUGCCACACAUACAAUGCGCUGGUGCUGACCACGGAGUCGACGGUGUGCGUCUACGGCGUUCUGAAGGCCGUCCUUGAAGGAAAGACGGCACCGGGAGGGCACGAGCUGCACGCCGAUUACUGGGAGUUGGUUGGCGACGCACCAGCCGGGGGAAUCGACAACGUGCUGAACGAGGAAUCGCACGUGGACAUCAUGUUGGACAACCGCCACCUGGCGAUUAGGGGCGACACGCACUCCAAGAUCAUGUUCGCCAAGUCGGCAGUGAUGCAGUGCUUCCGGGACUACUACUUCAGCAAGCACUACGUGGAGGUGAUUCCGCCCACCAUGGUGCAGACGCAAGUCGAGGGGGGCUCCACCCUUUUCUCUUUCAACUACUUCGGGGAGGAGGCAUACCUGACGCAGUCGUCGCAGCUGUACCUGGAGACGGUCAUUCCAUCCCUGGGUGACGUCUUCUGCGUCGCACAGUCGUACAGAGCCGAGCAGUCGCGGACUCGGCGACACUUGUCCGAGUUCACGCACAUAGAGGCAGAGUGUCCUUUCCUGACUUUCGACGAGUUUUUGGACCGGAUUGAGGACCUUGUGGUGGGGGUCUGCGAGCGCAUCCUCAAGUCGCCGGCCGCAGAGGCCGUCCUCGAACUCAACCCGGAGUUCAAGGUGCCCGAACGCCCGUUCCUGCGGAUGCAGUAUUCGGAAGCGAUCGAGUACCUGCGGUCCCACAACAUCACCAAGGAGGACGGGACGUUCUACGAGUUCGGCGACGACAUUCCCGAGUCGCCGGAGCGACAGAUGACGGACCAAAUCAACCGGCCCAUUCUGCUGUGCCGCUUUCCCGCCGAAUUGAAGGCAUUCUACAUGCAGAAGUGUGCGGACGACCCGCGGCUGACUGAGUCGGCGGAUCUUCUGAUGCCCGGUGUAGGGGAGAUUGUGGGCGGUUCCAUGAGGAUGUGGGAUGCCGAGGAGCUCGUGCAGGCCUUUCAGCGGAAAGGCAUCGACCCCACGCCCUACUACUGGUACAUUGACCAGCGCAAGUACGGCACCUGCCCCCACGGCGGGUAUGGGAUGGGCUUCGAGCGCUUCGUCACCUGGGUGCUCAAGAGGCACCACAUCCGGGACGUCUGCCUCUACCCGCGCUUCGUGGGGCGCUGCAAACCUUGAACACUCCAGCUUCGCCAAAUAAAAUAAAAAUAUGUUGCACAACUAC